Blepharisma stoltei is the source of this 1697-nucleotide messenger RNA. NCBI's taxonomy places the organism in Eukaryota, Ciliophora, Heterotrichea, Heterotrichida, Blepharismidae. The record is from the annotation of a GenBank genome assembly.
AUGCAAAAUAAAAUUGUGGAUACUGAUAAAAGCCAAGUCAAAGAGUUUGGAGGACCUGUUGGGACUUUUGUCCUCUUCUUAUGGUCGCAUUAUAUAAUGCUAUAUUUUUGGCUCAGUCUAGAAUUUUAUGACGGCGGCUUUUUUUAUCCAUCAUCUUUUCAAGAAAUUCCUAGUUUCUUUAAAGUAAAUAAAAUGGUAACGUUGCCAGAUGAAGGAUCCCAAAGUGCACUCUCUAUAGGGUAGGUAAACCCUUCCAUCGUACUGAAUAUGGGCAUCUUUGCUGCUUUUCAGUAGGCCUUUAGAUUCGGGGGUGCCUGAUGCAGAGGGAAAUUUUGUUUCUAUCUCUUGCGUUCGCUAAAAGAUUACCUACCGCUCUUCCUUAUUGGAAGAGUUAGGGUACCUCCCAGAGUCCUAGGAAAUCCAAAAAGGCUUCCAUUUCCUUAUUUGAACUCUAAGAUAUUUGAAGACUUUUUUUGGAGCUAAUCCAAGGAGAUUAACUCCCUUAUGGCUGAUACUUUAAUCUUAAUCUUAGUUUCUUCACCACUCAUGUUGGAAAGAUUAUAAGCCAUGGCUUACCCACUUGUGAAUCAAUAACAAUUCUCUCUGUAUUCCUCAUUAUUGAAACGCUAUUUGCUAUCUACAUGCCAGGGCCUGUCGUCAAAGGUCUCCCAGUUCCCUCUGAAAAUAACAUCCAGCACACAUACUAUUGCAAUGCCUAUUCAAGCUGGUAUACAACUCUCGCACUUUUAGCCAUUCUAAACAUCACUGGACUUUUUCCUUUGUCAAGGAUUGUAGAACUUCAUGGCCCCUUGAUGGUAACGUCAAUGAUAUUCUCAAACAUUUUAGCAAUCAUUAUCCACAUGACUGCUAUUUUGAAGGGAAAACAAAUAAGGAUGUCAGGGAACCAUUUUUAUGAUUUCUUUAUGGGAGCAUGGCUCAAUCCAAGAAUUGGAAACUUCGACUUAAAGCUGUGGGCAGAAAUCAGGAUCUCGUGGAUGCAGCUUUUUAUUAUUACUUUAUCAGCUGCAGUAAAACACUAUGAAUUAACAGGAGGAGUUUCAGGAUCAAUGCUCCUUAUUUUGUUAGCUCACUUUUUAUAUUCUAAUGCAUGCAUGAAAGGAGAAGAGUGUGUAGUCACUACUUGGGAUAUUUUUUAUGAAAAAUGGGGGUGGAUGCUGAUCUAUUGGAACAUCGCGGGAGUUCCUUACGUUUAUUGUUUCCAAUCGCUUUAUAUACUAAAAAAUAAUCCACAUGUCCCAGCUCCUUUGCUUCUUAUUUUUUGUGUUGCAUUAUUAGGAGCUUAUUAUAUUUGGGACACUGCACAAGCCCAAAAGAAUAGAUUUAGAAUGAAGUUAAGGGGCACUUAUACUCCUAGAAACACUUUCCCACAAUUGCCUUGGGGAACUCUAGAAAAUCCAAAAUACUUAGACACAGAAGCUGGAGACAAGCUUUUAAUUGAUGGCUGGUGGAAAUAUGCAAGAAAAAUCCACUAUACAGCUGACAUAGUCAUGGCAUUCGUGUGGGGUCUAAGUUGCGGUUUUCGAGGCAUUCUUCCUUACUUUUAUCCUUUCUUUUUCUUCGGAAUGAUCAUCCACAGAUAUAGCAGAGACAUCGUAAGAUGCAGAAGAAAAUACAAGAAAGACUGGGACAAGUACCUUGAAAUCGUCAAGUACGCUUUCAUCCCAGGAAUUAUCUAA